AAAACUCCCUUCUCUUGUCGAAUAGUGCUGUGGGAUCUUUUAACGUCAUCUGAACGAGCAGACAGGGCCUCUGUUUUGACGUUUGAUCCAAAGGACAGAUUAUUAUAAUUUACAAGACGAGGCAGGGAAUGACUCGUGGUCUGGGAAGAUAUUUUAGUGGUCAAAAGGAAUGAAAUGAGAUGAAUGAAGGUUUUUUUUGUCUUUCAGGAAAAAUAAAUGAUCCAGAAAUGUCACUGAAAGAACUCAAAGUGGCAUUUGUCAGUGACCUGACUGGCACCAACUUGUUUGAGGUAUUAUUGGGUUUAAUUCUGCCUUCAUUAUGUGUUGUCUGCCGAGGAUUGGUGCUGAUAUAUUCCUUCAGACGAGGUGCAGCAACACUUUCUUGGAAAAGCCUUCUGCUGAUGGAUUUCAGUAUGUUGGUGGCAUCUCUCGUACUAUGCUGUACUGUUUUGUCAGAUGCACUUCACUGGGUGGUGCUGAGCCUAUCAGCUAUUCUCGGGAUGUCCCUGUUUCAGUUAUACCAGCAAAGGAGACGUUACAGAGACCAACGCUUCAAAGAGAUUGUGAGACUGUUCUCAAAAACCAGCUUAGAAAUGAAUCGCAUUCCCUUCGUCACCGUGUUUCGGGUCUUUGUCAACAUUAUGACCUGCAUCGCCAUUCUGGCCGUGGACUUCAGGAUAUUUCCCAGACGCUAUGCUAAAGCUGAAACUUAUGGGACUGGAAUUAUGGAUUUUGGUGUGGGGGCUUUUGUUUUUGCAAAUGCACUCGUUUCUCCAGAGGCAAGGCAAAAGAGCAAAAGCAUAUUCCAUUCUAAAUUUACUUUUGUGGCGAAGCAGUUCAUAUCAGUUUGGCCAUUAGUUUUCCUGGGGUUAGCUCGCUUACUGAGUGUCAAAGGAAUUGAUUACCAUGAGCAUCUAUCUGAAUAUGGUGUACACUGGAACUUCUUUUUCACACUGGCUGUUGUAAGGAUCCUAUCAUCGUUUCUUAUGGCACUUUGCCCUGUCAGCAAAACUUGGGUUUUAUCUGCUAGUAUUGCGAUGAUCUAUCAAUGGAUUCUGGAAACCACUAACCUCAAGCAAUUUAUAUUACAUGGUAGUGAUGGCAAAGACAACAGGAAUGGGUUUAUUAAUGCCAACCGUGAAGGAUUGUUUUCGGUGUUCGGAUACAUAGCCAUUUAUAUUGCUGGUGUGCAGUCUGGCUUAUAUAUAAUGAAGAGGAGGGCGUUGGUAGAAGACUGGAUAAAAAUGUUGCCUUUCCUUGUGUUGGGCACUGUUGUAUCAUGGCUGCUGCUGUAUGCUUGUGAGGUAUGCAUUGAGCCAGUGUCUCGUAAGCUCAGCAAUCUCACGUUUGUUAUAUGGGUAGUUGGCCAGUGCUUCUUUUUUCUGAUUCUUUACAUGCUGGCAGACCUUGUCUUGGUAUUUGCUAAAAUGCUGUCAGGGGUGUGGAAUGUGCCUAGUUCAUGGAAUAAUUCACCAGAAUUGUCCCAAAGCAGUAGCACUUGCUCUAAAAGUAAAACUUCAGGAUCCGUAAAUGCCUGCCUUAUUGAGGCUAUAAGCAGAAACCAGCUGUUCUUUUUCCUGCUGUCUAAUGUCCUGACUGGUGUAGUGAACCUUGCAGUGGAUACUAUUCAUUGCGACGCAUUUAUUUCCAUCAUUGUACUUUUCUUAUAUAUGUUUUGUAAUUGUCUCGUCGUAACUGUCUUGCAUAUUAAGAACAUUACUCUAAAGUUCUGGUGAUUCUCUGACUGAAUUCAGCAGCUGUAAAUUUGGAAAUGUCAUAAGUAUUGGGAUUAUUUUCUGCAGUAUCAAGUAAACACUGAUUCCUGCUUUUGUAAUGUGGUCAGUAUUGGGUGCUUUAUUUUAAAUCAUAUACAUAAUUUACAUUUUAGACAUUAACUUGCUAAUAAAUGGUUUAAUUA
Callorhinchus milii (elephant shark) is the source of this 1918-nucleotide messenger RNA. It is a transcript of the gene pigw, whose product is annotated as phosphatidylinositol glycan anchor biosynthesis, class W. The coding region runs from base 180 to 1736 and encodes 518 amino acids. NCBI's taxonomy places the organism in Eukaryota, Metazoa, Chordata, Chondrichthyes, Chimaeriformes, Callorhinchidae. The record is from RefSeq and is a predicted model, not a curated record. The transcript has 2 exons. Gene Ontology annotation, molecular function: glucosaminyl-phosphatidylinositol O-acyltransferase activity. Gene Ontology annotation, cellular component: membrane; endoplasmic reticulum. Gene Ontology annotation, biological process: GPI anchor biosynthetic process; protein localization to plasma membrane.